Molecule: messenger RNA, 1152 nt
Organism: Plasmodium coatneyi
Lineage: Eukaryota; Apicomplexa; Aconoidasida; Haemosporida; Plasmodiidae
Product: KIR-like protein
Exons: 3
Coding region: 1-1152 (383 amino acids)
Source: RefSeq, a predicted model, not a curated record
AUGAAUGGAUUAAAGAAUAUAUCGGAGCCGCACAGAUCACCUUCGGAGGUCCAAUUUUACGAUAAAUUGGGUGCGGCUACAAGGGUUGAAUGUACCUCUAUUAGUGGCUCGACCGAAUCCUUGAAGAAUACUUUGGGGGGUGCACUGAAAAAUUACCUUGGAUUUAAGGGUUCGGAAGACAAUAUCGCCAACGCUUACUGCCUUGCAUGUCAACGGAACGAGCACGUAUACCACAACGGCGAACCCUGUUAUUUUUUUUACUACUGGUUAGGAGAUACAUACUGGAACAAGGCACGGAAGGAUGAUUUGUCGGGCGCCCUGGAAGCAAUUUACACUACGCUGGGAAGUAAGGUUCAUGGAAAAAAGUGUAAUGUUAAAUACGACGAUGUUGACAAGGACCUCUUCCUUAAGAGGAAAGUAAUAUUUGACUAUUAUUACAACUAUAAAACUGAAAGAAAGAAGUUUCUGAACAACGAGAGCAACUGUAAUAAUGAUUGGUUCAACUACCGAGAGACAAUUAUUACAGCAUGUAAGGCUGUGGAAAAGGAUUGCGAAGCAGGGAACAGUAAGAAUAGUCUAUAUUGUAAGGACUUUAAAGAUAAGUACGAAGCUUACUGCGAAAUAGUUCAACAACUACAAUGGACAUGCAAUCAAAUAUCUAAUUUGAAAGGAGCUGUAGAGGAAGAAAAAACGACAUGUUCCUCUGCAAAGGAUCAAUUACAGAACCAAAUCACGCAGGAAAAAAAAGCAGCAUCCUCUGCAGCAAAAACAGCAGCUUCCAAAGCACAAUCAAACUUAAGUGAAGCCGUAAGUAAAGCCACCACCACCACUGCUCUUUCUUCCAUCUUUGGUACCUUAGCAAUGACCACCGUUCUUCCUUUUCUAUUAUAUAAGUAUAAACCAUGGUCUUUUUGGUUUGGUAACCACACUUCUGGAAAUGGAGGAGGAAGAAGAAAAAGAAGAAGAAGAUCAGUCGGGCGUGACAUUGAUACAUUAACGGACGAUUCAACAACAUACUCCAUACUGGACAAUUCUACCGAAAAUUCCACCGUAAGUUCUGUUGCAUACAACACAAGACCGUCUACCAGAGAAAGGGAAGGAAGAAAUAAUAAUGAGGGGGGUCGCGGGAUGGUAGGUUAUCAAAACAUGUAA